AUGUCGGCACCAGAACACCUCGGGAUGGAGCCCGCCAUCAGUAUGGACGAUUACACCGUCGGAUGGGUGUGCGCGCUUCCCCUCGAAAUGGCCGCUGCGAGAGCCAUGCUCGACGAGCUUCAUCCGAAUCCUUCUUUACAGGACCCGGCCGACCACAACUGCUAUACGCUAGGCCAGAUGCGAGGCCACAACGUGGCAAUCGCGUGUCUGCCCGCAGGCGUGUUUGGAACUACAUCCGCUGCUACCGUCGCCAAAGAUAUGCUACGGACCUUUCGAUAUAUACGCUUCGGGUUGAUGGUUGGCGUCGGCGGUGGCGUGCCGUCCGAAGAAGACGACAUCCGCUUGGGCGACGUGAUCGUCAGCAAGCCCACCGGCACUAGUGGAGGCGUUAUUCAGUACGACCUGGGCAAGGCUGUGCAGGGAGGCGGCUUCGAACGCGUGGGCACACUCAACACGCCGCCUCAAGUCCUCUUGAACGCGCUGGGCAGUCUCGAAGCCAAGCACAUAUGCGGAGACAGCCACAUACCUCAGUUCCUCUCUGACUUCGUGCGUCGAUACCCCAAGAUGAGAAGCAGCUUCGGUCAUCAAGGCGCCGCCCAUGACGUUCUCUUCAGUGCGGAAUACGACCAUGUCGGAUCCGAACCCACGUGCGAACAGUGCGAUGACAGGCAGACUGUCCAGCGUGCUAGCAGGGACGACGCAGAUCCAGUCGUCCACUACGGGAUUAUAGGUUCUGGCAAUUCAGUUAUCAAGGACGGGCGAACGCGUGACCGACUACGCCGCGAGCAUAGAGUCCUCUGUUUCGAGAUGGAAGCAGCGGGUCUCAUGCAGGAAUUCCCAUGCCUUGUUAUCCGCGGCGUUUGCGACUAUGCCGACUCGCACAAGAACAAGAAAUGGCAGGGAUAUGCAGCCGCAACGGCGGGGGCUUUUGCGAAAGAGCUUCUCUCUGUCAUUUCGCCCGCCAAUGUUCUCAAACAGGAGCCUGUCCCGCCCGUGGUCUCUGAUCUCAUUCCCGUUUCAACAUCUAUCGUCUUGUAUACCAUGUUCCCCCUGCAGGAGGCUAAAUGCCACCAGUCCUUCAAGACCUCUCAAUACGAAAAGUUCAAGAACAUCAACCCUAAUCGGGUCGAAGGGACAUGCAAGUGGGUUCUGGAGCAUCCUCACUUUCAGCAGUGGCUGGAGAGCCCUAGAGACGACCUGCUUUGGAUUUCAGCCGACCCUGGUUGCGUGUGCUAUUUCUUCUUUAAGGACAAUGAGGAACAGGACAGAGUGGCGACUGCACUAUGCGCCCUUCUCCACCAGCUUUUUGGGAGCCAACCACACCUUCUGCGCCAUGCUCGGGCUGCUUACAAGAAGAAUGGAGACAAGCUGCAGAGUGAGGUUGCAGAGUUGUGGCGCAUUCUCAUAGACGCUUCCAAAGACGACGAGGCGAAGACAGCCGCCUCUAAAGACAAUGGGUCGCAGACCAUCAUCUGCGUCCUCGACGCGCUCGACGAAUGUAUCAGCAGAGAUCGUAAGAUGCUGAUAGAGCGGCUAACGGACUUCUACAUGCAUCGCACGUCAAUGUCAACCAGGAACAUCACGCUCAAGUUUCUCGUAACUAGCCGCCCAUACCAAGAUAUUGCGUCCGGCUUCAGCCGUAUACCUCCUGAACUUCCAUCGAUCCGGCUGGCCGGUGAGGAAAGCAACGCGGAAAUCAGCAGGGAGAUCAAUCUGGUUAUUUGUGCUGCUGUCGAACAGGUUGGCCGAGAAAAUCAGCUCAAUGAGCACAAGCGGGAUAUCUUGCGUCGAAGACUUCUGGAGACCCCGAACAGAACAUAUCUCUGGUUGUAUCUCAUGCUCGAAGAGCUCCCUAACCUAGACAAAAGCACGAGCAUGGCGUUCCAGAGCGAUAUCAACUCCCUCCCGCAAUCAGUCGAACAAGCAUAUGAACGGAUACUAAGCAGGCAUAGAGGCCAACGGCACAAGGUCGAGGCACUCCUUCACAUUAUUGUCGGUGCUCGCCGGCCUCUCAACGUGGUGGAGGUACUCGUGGCAUACCAAAUGGCAACAGUGGAGCCAAGUCCCAUCAAACAUAGCAAGCUCGAACUUGAUUCUGCGGGUUUCAAAACGCAUGUUCGGGAUCUGUGCGGCCUAUUCGUCUUCGUCAAUGACGAUCGCAUCUUCAUGAUACACCAAACGGCCAAGGAAUUUCUCCUGGCCAGGGAUGGCUUUCCAGAUCCGCCGGAUGGGUUUUGGAGACAUUCUCUACAUGCACAGAGCUCGGAGGCAGUGAUGGCGCGACUCUGCGUGCAAUACCUGUUGUUCGAAGAUAUCCGGAACAGCUGGGUUCCAACCAACACUGCCAGAAACGAGGAGCAGGUCGAUAAGAACGGGGAGAAUUCCCUCUUCACAUAUUCAUCGGCGUACCGGCCAGCUCGCGUUCUCGAUGCGAAAGUUUCUGAAGGCGGGAUGGACCAUCAUAUUGAUGAGCGGUAUAAUAUAGGGAGAAGAAGUUCCGAAACGGGGACAUCACAACCUGUCAUCCAAGACAACUGGGUUCCCACCAGUACUGCCGGAAGCGAGAAGCACGUCGACGACGACAGGGAAUAUCCCCUGUUCACGUAUUCGGCGACGCACUGGCCGUCUCACUUUCUCUCUUCUAAAGCUCUUCAAGGCGAGAUGGACCAUCAAAUCGACAAGUUGUACGAUAUGCGGAGCAAGCGUUACGAAAAAUGGACAUCUGUAUUUUGGCGGGCCAAUCACCCGUACCGAAGUCAACGUGGCAUCCGAGACGUGCAUUUGGCAGCGUUGAACGGCCACGACGGGGCUCUCCGGCGAAUACUGGACUCGAAUGAAACAAGUCUGGACGUGAAGGACAGCGAUGGUCUGACCCCACUGACAUGGGCUUCUCUUAAUGGUCACGAAGUCGUCGUUCAGACGCUACUCGACAGGCGUGCGGACAUCAAUAGCAUAUGCGACAGUGUUGGCACUGCCCUCCAAGCCGCCUCCCAAAGGGGUCAUAAAGAGAUCGUUUGGCUGUUGCUUAAUAAGGGGGCAAAUGCCAACACGCAAAGCGAAAACACUCCCAGCGCGAUCCAUGAAGCAUCGCGGCGAGGGUUCAUCGACAUUGUGGCAAUGCUUCUUGGAAAGGGUGCGUAUGUCAACACACAUUGCGGUAGUAUCCGCUCACAUGUCAACGAUGGCUUCUCGUCCGGCAUGACGAUCUCUUGCAGUUUUCCAGACGGACAACGUACACCCGAAAAGGGCCCAUAUGACAGUAUGCGGCGUCAACUCAAGAGUGCGACACAAGUCAAUCAACUGAACGGAAACUUGAGCACACCUCUCUUCGCGGCCGUAUGUGGGGGCUACAGCACAAUUGCCGAGAUGCUCCUGAGCAAUGGGGCGGAAACUAGCACACGGGACGGCAGUGCCCUCCUUAUGGCUAUCCCUCGAGGCUCUGACGAUAUUGUUCAGACCCUUCUUGAGAGGGGGGUAGAUAUCAAUAUGCCGGACGAAAAUGGCAAUCCCCUUUGGACAGCCGUGUCUCAAGGCCACAUCAAGAUCGUGCGCAUGCUUCUCGAAAAGGGGGCGGACAUAAAUAUGCGAGUCGGAAAUGACAGCAAUACCCUUCUGGGGGCUAUUGCUCGAGGUCGUUAUGACAUUGUCCAGAUCCUCCUCCAGGGGGGUGCAGAUUUCAGGAGAGAGCACACUGUCAGGAGCCGUUUCUAUGUUGGAAACGCAACCAUAUACGGCGAUGCUCUUCUUAUCGCAUCUUUCACGGGCCAGGACAAAAUAGUUCAGUUGCUUCUCGAUGAAGGAGCAAACGCCAACGGACAAGGGGGCCAAUAUGGUACCGCACUCCAGGCUGCGUCUCAUGAAGGCCAUCUUGGAGUUAUACAUAUAUUGCUCAAUGCGGGCGCCGACAUCGAUGUGGCUGGCGGUUCAUUUGGUAACGCCCUGCAAAUUGCUUGUCGUGAGGGUCAUUUUGAUACUGCACAAACCCUGGUUGAUAAGGGUGCUAAUAUCAAUGCUCAGUGUGGCGUGGAUGGCAACGCGCUUCAGGCAGCGUCACUUCGGGGCCAUCACACCAUCGUCCAAAUGCUCCUAGAGCAAGGUGCGGAAGUCAAUACAGAGCAGUGUGGUCUCUACAGCAACCCUCUACAGGCUGCUGUUUGCAAAAGCCAUGAGCGGAUUGUCGAGAUGCUGCUGGAUAGGAAAGCCGACGUUAAUGCGAAAUGCCGCAGCGUGGAACAGUAUCAUCAGGCUGCAUCCUUCAUCUUCACCGAACCUACAUGUGGCUCGGGCCGCAAAACUGCACUGUUGGGACGACGCGACAGACGUGACGAUAUCACCUCGAUCCGCCCCCGUAGAACAAUGACACCCGACAGAUUUCUCUUAAUUAAACUAAACAGCAAAUACCUUUCCACAGGGUCGCCAACGGCGGAUAGCAACCGUUACAACAACGCACUUGAGGCUGCGUGCCAACGAGGCAAUGUCGAAGUCGUUCAGAUGCUACUCAAUAAUGGUGCCAACAUCAAAACUCAAAACGACAAUGGAGAACUUGCUCUUCAAUUAGCUAUUCUGAGUCAAAAUGAGGCGAUUGUUGAGAUGAUCCUCGACAGGGUUGCAGAUGUCAACGCUUUAAGCAGUGACAGCAGUGCUCUCCAUUUAGCCUCAGAGCGAGGUUAUACGGGGAUCGUUAAGAUCCUCCUCACUAGGGGCGCAAACGUCAACGCCAAAGUCAACGGCGGUCGCUUUGGCACAGCCCUUGAAGCUGCAUCGAAUCAAAGGCAUGAGGAGACUGUACGGAUUCUUCUUGAUUACGGCGCAAAUAUCAACGCAAGCGGCCACUUCCGAAAUUGUCUCGAGGCUGCGUGGUUUGGUGGCAAUGAAACCAUCAUCCAACUGCUUCUUGAAGAGGGUGCCGACAUUAGCACACUAUUUGGUGAACGUUUUGGUAGUUUGCUUUCAUCAGUAUGCUUUAGGGGCGAUGAAGUAGGUCUCCGCAUGCUCCUGGAUAAGUGCCCAGAUUUCGAUAUUGAAGGUGGCGAGAAUGGUGGCCAGGCUCUUCAAGCUGCAUCUGCUCAAGGCCAUGAAGGCAUGGUCCAGAUGCUUCUCAACAAAGGUGCAUAUGUCAAUGGACGAAGAAGAACCCUUGAUACAUUUCUCAGCGCUCUUUAUUCCGCCUCAGAGAAAGGACAUAGCCUAAUUGUAGGAAUGCUCCUCAACAAGGGCGCGGACCCAAACAUAAAAGGCGGCCUACAUGGCAACGCUCUACAGGCAGCCGUCCACUAUGGCAAUAGCGAAAUUGUUCAACUGCUCCUCAAUAAGGGCGCAGACGUCAACGCGCGACACAGAAAGGGGGCAACCAACGCGCUUGAAGAAGCAGUCUCUCACAACAAACAAGAUAUAGUCCAGAUGCUCCUUGACAAUGGGGCAGACGUUAAUGCAGUAGGCGGGGAGAAGGGUACUGCUCUUCUUAUUGCAUGCCUCCGUGGCAACGAAACGACUGUCCGGAUGCUUCUCAACAAAGACGCAAAUGUCAAUUUGCAAGACCAUGCGCCUAGCGAGACUAUCACAGCGGCAGUUCAAGCCAAACUCAGAAACGGCUGCAAGAACCCCCUACAGGUAGCAGUCUCAAGGGGCGAGAAGCAAAUUGUCCAAAUGCUCUUAAGCAAAGGGGCAGAUGUGAAUAUCCAAAGCAGUGAGGAUAAAAAUGCUCUUCAAUUGGCUAUUUCUAAUGGUCAUGAUGAGAUUGCCGAAUUGCUUCUGAGUCAUGGGGCUGAUAUCAACGCCCAAGAUAGUGAGGGCAGCAACGUGCUCCAGCUGGCUAUUCUAAGGGACAACAACAGGAUUAUCGAUAUACUACUUAGAAGAGGGGUGAAUGUCAACUUGUCAAGCAAUGAGGGCAGCAGUGCUCUUUAUCUUGCAUCUCUGCGAGGUAACGAAACAGUAUCCAGGAAACUCGUGGAUAAGGGUGCUGAUAUGGCCACCCGAUCUGAAAGACAUCAUAAUGCUGUUUGGGCUGCUUCCUCCCGAGGCUAUGACAGAAUCGUCUACAUGCUUUUGGAUAAGAUCACAGACGUUGAGGGAAACGACAAUCUUCUGCUAGAUGCAGUCUACACGGCGUCGGAAAGAGGCUUUAGUACCAUCGUCCGUAUGCUCCUUCACCAGGGGGCCAGUCCUGAUGCCGCGGGGGGUGAGGAGAGUAAUGCUCUACAGGCUGCCUCCCUCAAUGGUCACACCGAAGCAGUUCAGAUGCUUCUGAGAGCGGGCGCGGAUGCCAAUGCACGAUGCGGCUACUACGGCGACGCCCUUCAAGCCGCUUCUCACGGCGGCCACGAUGCGACAGUUCGGGUGCUUCUGGAGGCUGGCGCGGUUGUGAAUAUGACGCACGGUCAUUUCGGCGGCGCUCUCACGGCCGCGUCCCACGGUGGCCACGACAUGACGGUCCAGACACUCCUUCACGCCGGCGCAGAUGUAAACGUGCGGCAUGGCACCUUCGGCGGCGCCCUGGCGGCUGCGUCACUCAAGGGCCAUGAUACGACGGUUCGCUUACUCCUUGAUUCGGGCGCGGAUUUGAGCGGCCUCUUCGGCAAUGCCCUGCGAGCAGCGUGCUACAAUGGCCACGAUAGAACGGUCCGGAUACUGCUAGAGGAGGCCAGCACGGAAACUGGCGUACACUACGACCUUGGCAAUGCUCUUCGGGCCGCCGUAUUGAGAGGCCAUACGAAAGUUAUGAAGACGCUUUUUCAAAAGGGUGCGGAUUUCAGGAUGGAAACCGAACCCUUAGAUGGCGUUCUCGGACGCGCAGCCUCUUUAGGCGACAGUCAAAUCGUCAAAAUGAUCCUCAGCGCGACGAAUUUCAGCGCACGGAAUGAGGCUAUUGCAAGCGCCCUUCAUGCGUCAUCCCGUGAGGGCCACGUUCAUGUUAUCAGAAUACUCUUGGCUGAAGGCAUUGAUGUCAACGUACAACUUCAAGACCAGGGCAGUGCCCUUUAUGCUGCAUCAGAGGAAGGGCAUACUGCAACCGUCGAGAUGGUUCUCCAAAGGGGCGCAGAUGUUCAUGUAAACGGUGGACACUUUGGAAAUGCUCUUCAGGCGGCAUCCUCCAGAGGGCAUGAAAGAAUCGUGAAAUUACUGCUAGACCGUGGUGCUAAUAUCAAUGCACCAGGGGGGUACUAUGGUAGCGCUCUUCAGGCAGCAUUGUUGGAUGGACACGACAGCAUCUUCCAGAUGCUGCUCGACAAGUGCGCUGAAGAAAAGGUCUUAAAGCGCUCGGCUUCCAGCGAUCUUGGGCUGACCCAUACUUCUAAGAUGAUGAAGAUGGAUACGCGGGCCUAG
Colletotrichum karsti is the source of this 7326-nucleotide messenger RNA. RefSeq lists its product as uncharacterized. The transcript is spliced from 5 exons. NCBI's taxonomy places the organism in Eukaryota, Fungi, Ascomycota, Sordariomycetes, Glomerellales, Glomerellaceae. The record is from RefSeq and is a predicted model, not a curated record. The coding region runs from base 1 to 7326 and encodes 2441 amino acids. Gene Ontology annotation, cellular component: cytoplasm. Gene Ontology annotation, biological process: nucleoside metabolic process. Gene Ontology annotation, molecular function: protein binding; catalytic activity.